AUGCAGAAGAUAAACCCAGAGUUCCUCUAUGAUUAUGAUGUUGAUGCAGAUAACCGUGUAAGAAACAUCUUUUGGGCCAACGCCAGUUGCAAAGGAUCGUAUGAAGAUUUUGGAGACUGCGUUACAUUUGACACAACGUAUAAAACUAACAAAUUCCACAUGCCGCUGGGAGUCUUCGUGGGAGUGAACCAUCAUCUACAGAGCACCACAUUUGCUAUUGCACUCGUGCGAGAUGAAACAAUACCGUUGUUUGAGUGGGUUUUCAAAACAUUUCUCCGGUGUAAGAACAACAAGCUGCCAAUCUGCAUGCUCACAGACCAGUGUUCUUCGAUGAAGGCAGCAUUAAAAACUAUCCUCCCACAUACUCUGCAUAAGUUGUGUCGGUGGCAUAUCAUGAAGAAGUACAAAGACCACCUCGCCUUGCUGUAUAAGGCGCAUGAGAAACUCAAGGAUGACCUCAAUGCGGUGCUGAACCACCCACUAAUGCCGUCAGAAUUUGAACGACCAUGGAAGGACCUCAUUCAGAGAUACAACUUGCAAGACGACGAAGUGAUGAAUUCGCUGUGGGAUGACAGGCACGAGUGGAUCUCGGCUUACUACAAGGAAAUUUUCUGUGCUCGGAUGACUUCCACACAGAGAAGCGAGAGCAUGAACUGCAUACUGAAGAAAAACUUUGUCAAAGAGAAGCAUGAUCUCCAUCUGUUUGCUCAGCAGGUGGACAAGUGCAUUCAGACCCGGAAUGCCGUCGAGCACGCAGAGAUAGUAGCAAAUGAGUCAGAGGUAAAGACAACAACCCAGUUUGGGUUCGAAGUUCAGCUAUCAAAAGUGUAUACAAGGGCAGUGUUUGCAGAUUUCAAAGAAACACUCUACCGUAGCACUGCAUUCAGAGCAGAACGGUGCCCUGAGAACCCGACAAAGUAUCUCGUACACCACUACAACAGAUCGGAUGCAUUUGACUGGGCAAUGCAUAAUUUCCAAGUGGUCGCCGAUGAACAGAAAGGUGUCCACGAAUUACAUGCUCAAAAUGAAGCACAAGAGAAGCACUUUCGCGCAGUGCACAACCCAGAAUUAGUGCACCUGAUGCAGUCCUUAAAUUACGGCUAA
Aegilops tauschii subsp. strangulata is the source of this 1104-nucleotide messenger RNA. Its product is annotated as protein FAR1-RELATED SEQUENCE 5-like. Lineage: Eukaryota; Viridiplantae; Streptophyta; Magnoliopsida; Poales; Poaceae. Gene Ontology annotation, biological process: regulation of DNA-templated transcription. The record is from RefSeq and is a predicted model, not a curated record.